Molecule: messenger RNA, 2898 nt
Organism: Stylonychia lemnae
Lineage: Eukaryota; Ciliophora; Spirotrichea; Sporadotrichida; Oxytrichidae
Source: the annotation of a GenBank genome assembly
AUGAGUGAAACAGUCAAAGUCAUGGUCAGAGCCAGACCAAUUAACAAACGAGAAAUCGCUGAGGGAAGUAGGUUGUGUGUUGAAUGCGAUAGAAAGACAAAUUAAGUUAUAUUGAAGAAGCCAAGUGAUCCCUCUGAAAUGCCCAAAGCAUUCACAUAUGAUUCAUGCUAUGACUGGAAUUCAACUUAAAGAUCUGUCUAUGAUGAGGGGGCCUUUCCCUUAGUAGAGUCAGUUAUUGAAGGUUAUAAUGGGACUAUAUUUGCAUACGGCCAGACAGGUUGUGGUAAAACUCAUACGAUGAUGGGAUAUAAGGACGACCCCGCUGAACGUGGUAUUAUUCCGAAUGCAUUUGAGCACAUAUUUGGGUAUAUUGACUAGGCAGACACGAAAACUAUCAAAUUUUUAGUGAGGUGUUCCUACUUAGAGAUCUACAAUGAAGAUAUCAGAGACUUACUGGGUAAGAACGUCGAUGCUAAGUUGGAACUAAAGGAAGAUCCAAAUAAGGGUGUCUUCGUCAAGGACUUAACAUGCUUCGUAGUUAAGACCAUCUCUGAAAUAGAGAAGCUUAUGCAGCAAGGCUCAGGUAAUAGGAAGGUCGGAGAAACUGCAAUGAAUAAGGACAGCAGUCGAAGUCACUCUAUAUUUACAAUUUACAUUGAAACGUCUGAGGAUAUCGGGUAAGAUGAGCCAAGAAUUAAAGCAGGCAAGCUGAACUUAGUUGAUUUGGCUGGUUCUGAAAGAUAAAGUAAAACCUAAGCAGAGGGCGUGAGAUUGAAAGAGGCCACUAAGAUCAACUUAUCCUUAUCAGCUUUGGGUAAUGUCAUCAGCGCUCUGGUCGAUGGAAAAUCAUAGCAUAUCCCUUAUAGAGACUCAAAGCUAACAAGAUUAUUGCAAGACUCUCUGGGAGGUAACACUAAAACUCUCAUGAUAGCAGCCAUAUCACCAUCUGAUUUUAACUAUGACGAAACUCUAUCAACUUUGAGAUAUGCGUCAAGAGCAAAAGCAAUCAAGAAUAAACCCAGAAUCAAUGAAGACCCUAAGGACGCUUUACUGAAACAGUAUGAAGAGGAAAUCUAAAAACUGAAGGCGUUGCUCAGUUAAGUUCAAACGGGUGGAUCUGUUGUAGCUAACUAAGUUGAUUUGAAUUUGAAUUCUCAAGAACAUCUUAGACUAGGAGGUGAUAAUGAUGAAACUGUGGAUCAAUUACUCUAAAAAUUAGCUAAAAAGGGAAAGAAGAUAAAGAUCUUGGAAGAAAACGGUGACAGUGAAUCAACUACUUCGCCAAGAAAUAAUGGCAACAGAUAUGCUACUAAGAAGAAUUCAAAUCAUGAAAGGAUUAUCGAGCAUGAGGAUGAAGGGAAUGAAGAUGGGGCUGAUGAUGAUAUUGUGGAGGAGAUUGUAGUUAAUGAUAGUUAGUUGAAUAACGGCGUAGGCAAAUCAAAUGGAGUUGUCAAAGGACCAUCCUAAAAAUCAAUUGUAGAUAAAAAAUCAGCUAAUAGAACCAUUAUUAGAGCAUCGAAUUUAGAAUCAGACUAGACAUCAAAUGGAGGUGGAGAAGAUAAUGUCCUCUCUAAGGAAUAAAUUCAAAAACUUAUUGCUUAGAUGGAAGAUCGUUUAGGAUAAAAUAAUAAUGCUCCUGCUAUUGAAGAUGCCAAGUAAAAGGAACGAAUCAAAAAAUAAAGAUAACUUUAGCUUAAGUUAAGAUAAGAGUAAAAGAAAAAUGAGUAAAUUCUGGAGGAAAAGCGUAGACAAGAGGAGGAGUUAUUGAACUAAGAGAGGAAGUUUGAAAAUCUACAGGAUGAAGUUGAGGAACAAAGACGUAUAAUAGAGAAACUGAAGCACAGAAACAGAUAUGCUGAUUCAGAAAUAGAAGACCUUAAGAACGAGUUUGAAUAUCAAAGAGAGGAUCUGCUGGAGUCAGUCCGAGAUCAAUAAAAAGAGUUAGAGUUCCAAAAUGAAGUCAUCAAAGCAAUGCUGAAAGACUAUGAGGUGCAAAAACUUAGAAAUAGAGCUAAGUACGAUGAUAACAAUAAUAAAUGGGUGCUGCCAGCAUUCUUUAUCAAAGAAAAAGAAAUACAUCUGCCUAAAAUCAGAUAAGCUCAAGGAUAAUCCUUGAUUCAACAAGAAUUGGAUAAGAGAGAUGUAGUUUUUGAGGAUCAAUAAGAAUUCUAAGAUUUCCUGAGAUAAAAGUAGAGUCGAGGUGGUGUGCCUGUAAAUGAUUCUAGCAGGAGAAGCAAUCGAGAUAAGUAUUCACAGCUUUCGGCAAUGGACAUAGUCAGAUAAAGUAAACAAGCUCUUGCAAGCCAAAAUGACAGAAAUAUGACGCCUAUAGGUGGAGAUCAAUAUGGAAACGGUGGAAAUAACAACAAUGGUGGAAUAAGGUUGAACAGUGCAAUGGACUUUGAAAAGAACAAGAAAAAUGUGAAGUCUAAUGUUGUUCUCUAGCCUCUUAACUACAAGUCUAGUCAGAAUGGAAGUGCAGUUAAUUAUCAAUAGUCCCCAAUGGAUGAUAUACUAAGAAAUUAAAACUUGGAGAAUCAUCCACUAUUUAAUCCAAAUGGUCCAUCUUCUCAGAAGAAAGGAUAACUUGAAAAGCUCUAACACCAACCACCAUAGCCAUCUUUAACUUAAAUCAGUCUUAAUAUCUCAGAGCACAAUUCGCAUUAGAGUCCUUCCAGUCUGAUUCUAUCUACCAUCCAGCUAGAAAACAAUAAGAAACAGCUGGCACCACUCCAAGGUAGCAAGAGUAAUAACUAGAGCCCCCCUUAAAGAGGAGCAAAGGCUGAAGAAUAAAAUAAAAAUCACAAUUCCAAUACCAUCAAUAAGCGGAAUAGCUUAGUAAAGGGCAGAGCAUUUUUAUAAUCAAUAGGCAGUUAGUCAAACAUCAAUUUAUAAUGA